AUGCUGCCUUCGCCCGGUUUAUUCGGGCGGUGUAGGAAACGGAGGAAGCUCGCAGCUCGCAGCCCCAUCCGUGGCCCGUGUGGCGCCUUGAAGGAGGCUCAAGAGCUCACCGUGCGCCUGUCCCGCCUUGCGCGGAAGAACGACUGGCGUCGUGCAGCUGACGCUGUGACCCAAGCCAGUGGCCUGAGUGAUGCACGCGGGGAGACGGCCAAGAUGACAGCAUUGGCAGCUGCCGGAAGGUGGUUUGCUGCCUGGCAUCAUUUGCAGAGACUUUUUCUGGUGCCGACCCUCCGAGUGGACGUGGUGAUGUUGAAUGUGGUCCUGUCCGCCGGAGCCACGUCAAGCCCUUGGCAGAUGAAGCGUCAAGCCCUGCAGACUCUCCGGGAGAAGGGCGUUGACCCUGACGCUCGCUCGGUCUUGCGCUUGAUGGGAGGCCCUUGGCUUCAAGCACGGAGCCUGUUACGGCAGUUGGGCCAGCAGGUGGAAAUGAAUCUCAUCGUGAUGAACGCGGCUCUGGCAGCAGGAGCUCAGGAGCUGAAGGACCUUCAAUCCUGGCGUCUGGAGCGAUUGGAACCAGAUGUGAUCUCCUUCAACACGUGUGCGGAUUUGGCUAUCAAAGCAGGACGUUGGCCAGAGGCUCAGCAGAUGUUGCAGGACUUGAAGGACGAAGACCUCCAGCCGAACGUGGUAUCGAUGAAUCUGAAGUUGGCAGCAUCUAGCUGGCCGAAAGCUCUUCAUUUGCAAGGCACAUCGGGUGUGCAGCUCGACUUGGUGUCCUUCUCCAGUACGCUGGCAGCUUGCGAGCGCAAGAGUCAUUGGAUAGCAGCGGUGGAAGUGCUGGAAGUGAAGAGACAGCGGAGCACCCUCGCCGACGCCGUGUGCUUCAACUCCGCCGUGAGCGCUUGCUGCAAGGGCGAGACGUGCCGUUGGAGUCAUGGUCUUCAAAUCUUCGCAGAGCACAUCUAUGGGCAAUCUGAUGAAGAGAUCGCAGGGACUGCACUUCUAGCGGCCUGCCAACGCCAAGAGGAGUGGCCCUGGUGCUUGCAACUGCUGGAGUUCCUCGAGCGGAAGCGCGGCAGGGCAGACCGUGCGGCCUACACUGCUACACUCUUGGCAUGCGCCAAGGCCUUGCAGAUGGCCACGUCGACGUGGCUCCUGGACGCUGUCGAGUCGGAGCCCAACAUGGUGGUGGUGAACGUCCAAGUGCAGCUCCACCAGGCCACCGGUCGUUGGACCGCUGCGCUGGAGCUCUUCGCCUCGUUGUCGCCGCGGCGCCUGGCACCGGACGCCGCGACACUCCUGGCGACCCUGGCCGCCACGGCGCGCGGUGGCGCCGGACGCGCGUGGCGCCGGGCGGCGGAGCUGUUGCGAGGAGCCCGCAGCAGAGGGUUGAAGCCAGAUGUGGCGGUUUGCUCCGCCUUCCUUGCUGCGUCAGAGACGAAUUGUGCGUGGAGCUGUGUGCUCUCAGAAGCCCUCCAUGAAGCUCAACGGACACCUGAUCAAACUGGAUCUGAGGACUACAAACAGAUCUACACCCAGGCACUGGAGCGCAUUGUGGCCAUCGACCAGGAUCCACAACACUUCAUCCAUGACAAGCCAGGUCCAAGUCAGGUACCCAUUGCCAGCCCUCAGCCAGAGUGGCCAACCCGCGCAACCUUUGCUGGGCGGACCAAGACGGGGUCUGUGUGGGAAGAGCGCAGGGCUACGUUCUACAAGUCCAUCCCAGCAAGCCAUUGGAAGGAUGGCGAGAAGCGCAAGCUUUGGCGCCUAUGCACUGCUGAAUCCAAGUUCAUCCAGCAGGAAGUCCAAUCAGCUGAUCCUCAGAUUCAGCCAGUCGUGAACCGGGAAGGGGACGCGGGUGGGCUGUCUGUGGGAAAGCAGCCUGCACUGCUGCGGGAGAAGCUAGGGGACUUGAAAAAGAAGAAGGCGGAAACGCAAAAGGCAAUUAGGGAGGUUGCCAAACAGGAGAAAGUGGCCUUGAAGCACCGUAGUAGCAAGGCCUUCUAUUUGAAGCUUCUGAAAGAACGGUAG
Durusdinium trenchii is the source of this 2031-nucleotide messenger RNA. NCBI's taxonomy places the organism in Eukaryota, Dinophyceae, Suessiales, Symbiodiniaceae. The record is from the annotation of a GenBank genome assembly.